UACGGCCAAUCACAGCACACGUCGCGCUGCAGUGGGCGGAGACGCGGCCCAGCGCUGCUGUAACACUAUCGAGCCUUUCGAAUCCAGAAAACGGACAGAAUCGACAAGAAAACAGCGAAAAAAGAGCGAGAAACGAUCCCCAGCAGGAGCAUUAGCUGACCUGCAGUCAUGGACCCGUCUUUACCUCCAGACCCAAUCCCAGACGCACUCGCAGAGCCCGAACCCUCUUUAGACAUGACUCCACAAGCAGACUCUGCCCAGGAUUCACCUGUGGAAAACACCUCAGAUUCGAAUCCGCAGCCAUGUGAGGAACCAGUUUCGGUUUCAGUUCCAGCCCAGGAACCAUCUGCAGAACCAGCCCUGACCCCAGAAAUAAAGCCAGAACCAUCUGCAGCAGAAAUUACACCAGAACCACAGAUCCAAGCUCCAGCACCUCCUCCACCAGCGAACUCCUCCUACAAGAUCAUGACCUUCAGACCCACCAUGGAGGAGUUCAAGGACUUUGGAAAGUACAUGGCUUAUAUUGAGAGCCAAGGAGCUCAUCGAGCUGGUCUGGCAAAGGUUAUUCCACCGAAGGAGUGGAAGCCACGGCGUUCCUAUGAUACCAUUGAAGACAUGGUCAUUCCCGCUCCCAUCAUGCAAGUGGUGACGGGCCAGUCAGGACUCUUUACUCAAUACAACAUCCAGAAGAAGUCCAUGACAGUCGGAGAAUAUCGCAAACUGGCCAAUAGUAAAAAGUACUGCACCCCUCAACACAAGGACUUUGACGACCUGGAAAGGAAAUACUGGAAAAACCUGACGUUUGUGUCGCCCAUUUACGGUGCCGACAUCAGCGGCUCCCUCUACGACCCGGACAUCACGGAGUGGAACAUCGGCCAUCUGAACACUCUUCUGGACAUGGUGGAGCAGGAGUGUGGGAUCGUCAUCGAGGGUGUGAACACACCUUACCUGUACUUCGGCAUGUGGAAAACCACCUUUGCCUGGCACACAGAGGACAUGGACCUCUACAGCAUCAACUACCUACAUUUCGGGCAACCAAAGUCUUGGUAUGCAAUUCCUCCCGAGCACGGCAAGAGGUUGGAGAGGCUGGCGCAAGGUUUCUUCCCAGGAAGUUCUCAGGGCUGCGACGCGUUUCUCCGUCACAAGAUGACCCUCAUUUCUCCAUCGAUCCUGAAGAAGUACAGCAUCCCCUUUGACAGAAUCACUCAAGAAGAGGGCGAGUUCAUGAUCACGUUCCCGUACGGAUAUCACGCCGGAUUCAACCACGGAUUCAACUGUGCCGAAUCCACCAACUUCGCAACCCUGCGCUGGAUCGAUUACGGCAAGAUGGCCACGCAGUGCACGUGCCGUAAGGAUAUGGUGAAGAUCUCCAUGGACGUGUUUGUGCGCUGCCUGCAGCCCGACCGCUACGAGCAGUGGAAACAGGGGAAGGACGCCAUGGUCCUGGACCACCUGAAACCCACAAACCUCACCAGCCCCGAGCUGGAGCACUGGAGGAAAAACAGAGUCACAUUCAGAGAGAAGCUCCUGCGCAGAGCUCAGGCGAAGGUGAAGCAGUUCCGGCGUCUGAAGCUGGAGGAGGUGAAGAUUCUGGCGGACGAGGGCGUGGAGCUGGACAUGAGUGACUACAUGCGCAAGGUGGAGGAGCGCGAGGAGCAGCGGCGGCAGCAGCGGGACGAGCGGAUGGCGCGGGAGGCGCUGCUCACGCUGGAGGCGCUGGAGAGGGAGGAGCAGGAGCAGGCGGAGGCGGCGCUCCGGGGAGGAGCAGGUGAAGAUGGAAAAACGGAUUCGCAGGAUCCUCCGCCGGAAAAUGGAGAGAAGAAGAAGAAGAAAAAGAAGAAGCCGAAGCAUCCUGACGAUAUCUCCUUCCAGCAAGCUUUUGAGCAGUUCGCUUCAGUGAACGACAUGCAAACCCAGAAUAAUGGAGCCGCUCCUCUGUCCGGCCUGCAGCCGAAUCCCUUCACGAAGCUGAAGAAGAAAGUUGAGGUGAAGAAGAGCCGAAGGCAUCCGUUCAGCAAGCCGCCCAUGCGCUCGCCUCACUCCAUAGUCAAACAGGAAGCCUCCAGCGAUGAGGAGCUGUACUCGGGGCUGCCAGUAGGUGGAGGCGUGGGUCCGGAGACCAAGAAGGACCUGUGGCAGAACCUGUGGCAGAACCGCUCGCCAAACUUCCUGGCCGAGAAGCAGUUCAACGCAGCCAUGGCGACCAUUGAGCCACACUGCGCCGUGUGCACGCUGUUCUGUCCGUACACGCAGCCUGCGAAGGACCCCUUCCACACCUCAGACACGUCCGGGCUGGUGUCCCGGGUCGGGUGUCGCACCCGUCCGCUGGUUCCAGAGAUGUGCUUCAGUGCCGGUGCCGAGAACACUGAACCCCUGCCGUCAAACUCCCACAUCGGUGACGACGGCACCAGCGUCCUGCUGUCCUGCAGCAGCUGCGGCCUACAGGUCCAUGCAAGUUGUUACGGCGUCAAUCCCGACACGAAACAGGAAGGCUGGAUGUGUUCUCGAUGCUCCUCGAUGGAGUGGACAGCAGCCUGCUGUUUGUGCAGUUUAAGAGGAGGAGCUUUGAAGAAAACCACAGAUGACAGGUGGGUUCACGUGAUCUGUGCCGUCGCUGUGGCCGAGGUUCGUUUCGUCAACGCUGUGGAGCGAGAGCCUGUGGACGUCACCGCCGUCCCCGACACCAGGAAGAGUCUGAAGUGCGUCUACUGCCACAAGACGACUAAGCAGAUCUUCGGCGCGUGUAUCCAGUGCUCGUUGGACAACUGCUCCACGUCCUUCCACGUCACCUGCGCCCUCCUCGCCGGAGUCGUCAUGAAGCCGGCCGAUUGGCCGUAUGUGGUGUCUGUCACCUGCCACAAACACAAACAGACCAAUCAUAAGGUCAAAAGCGGCUCCCGCGAGUUGUCUCUGGGUCAGGAGGUCAUCGGGAGGAACAGCAAUGGUUGGUUCUAUCGCUGCACCAUCACCGGCAUCGGCACGCAGAACUACUACGAAGUCAACUUUGACGACGGCUCCUACUGUGAUAACGUCUUCCCGGAGAACCUGCUGAGUCACGACUGCCUGCGGAACGGCCCUCCAGAACAGGGCGAAAUUGUGGUGGUCAAGACAAUCGAUGGACGGAUUCUCAACGCGUCUUUUGUCAAGGAACACGUCCACCGUUACUACCAGGUGGAGUUUCAGGACGAGACGCAGCUCUUACUGAAGCGCAGUGAGAUUCACUCUCUGGACCAGGAGCUGCCCAAGAGGGUCAUGUCUCGUCUGGCAUCUGUGAACCAACAGCAACCUCAGGCCCAAUCGUCAGACGAACCGCUGGCCGCAAAACGCCCGCGUCUGCCAACGCCGCCACCCACGCUAGCCAUCGAGCCCUCAGCACUACCUCCGGAAUUAGUCAGCGCUUUCCUGCCCGCUAGUAUUACUCCGAACACCAGCACUGCCCCUUGCUUGCCACCCGCCACACUUCCUGUCUCAGCGCCCACACUUCCUGCCCCGGAACCCAGCGAGAGUUUCACCCACAGCUCCAGCUACAUAGCCUACAUGGAGUCUCUCCUCAACACGGACUUUCCUCCAGACGAGGGCGAGCAAGGUGUUGAGCCGAUGUAUUGAAGCGCAGCUCUGCGCUAGCAGCUAUUCGUCAACGCUUACUGACUUUAAAUUCAUCCACUGCAUGUCUUUGUUUCAUUUAUUCGCUGUCGUGCUAAUCUGAGUCUCCCACCCAUGUACGGUGCGCGUGGGACGCAUGUGUGUCAUUAUAGACUGAAGCCGAAACGGACCCAGUACAGAGCCUUGGGGGACGCCACAUCCUUCGGACCCCAUUUCCACGAUCCCUCGCUCCGCCCCUUUCACGAAACGGCAGUUUUUCAGACGGAAUAAUCAUUUACUGUUUGUGCUGUUUACUUUAUACCUGAUUUUUUCUCUAACGAGUGCUAAAUAUUUUUCUAACAAGCCAAAACAUUACGCUACCCGGUCACAGAUCAAACACAGUCUAUAUCUGUACAGUUUCAGGUAUUUUUCUCUGUACUCAAGUGUUCGGGGGAGUCACUGGAAGUUUUAGCAGGGCUCAUGGGAUUUAACAAGUAUUUAAAUGUCUUUUGUCACAUAUAGAUUUAAUAUUUGUAUAAAGAAAAUCACAAUUAUGACAGCAUCCGAAGCUACGGUUUUCAGUUAGCGCACACAUGUGUUUGGAUAGAUUCGCGCAUCUUCAUGUAUUCUUCUAUCGACUAUAAUCAACGAUAAAGAGUUUUUCAGCGCCAGAUGAUUGGAUUUGUUUUUGUAGCAUACUUGGUAGAUGUUUAUAUGGAAUACUAUUCACCUUGUCUGUUUUUUUUUAUUAUUAUUAUUAUUAUAAUUACUGUUGUUAUGAUUUUUAUUUUUAUUGAUUUUUAUUUUGGUGAAACUUUGCAACAUAAUGUUGGAAUAUGGAAGAAAAAAAAAAAUUGAAUUUAUCCUUUCUAUUCAAGAGGUUGAAGUGGCGUACAUUUAAGCAUAUAGUCAUAGGUGAUGUUAAACAGAUACGCAAUCCGCCUUCUCAAGGUGCUAUAGAGGUCUUAGACUACUGAGGGGCGCUCCGGGUCACGUGACCCACGGUGAGGUGUACAUACUAGACUUCCUGCUCACGAAACUGAAAAUUCUUCAGUGUAACUUCUAGAGUCUUAUCAAAACCCAUGCCACAUUCAAAUAAAAGGGUCUGGUUGUCGCUUCGGAUUUCUUUUCUCCUUUUUGUUGUUUUGUCUUGUGAGACCUCCAUCGCCAGUACUUGCAGGUUUGUCGUCCAGAUAGCAUUGAGAAUUUGCUCCAACGGCCGCCCACUGGAUUCAUUCAGAGGCAAACGCUCGUAUGAGACACUCCGAGACCUUUCCAGACAGAGUCGCUUCGGCAUGCCAAAGAUAUCUGAGAAUUGUUCAAGACGCAGGAUAAAUUAAUGCAUUAAAUUCCCCAAAUUAAGACAUUAUUGCAAACAUUAAAUAGACAUUUCAAAAAAUGUAAUUGCAUUGACAACCCUUCUUUUUCUCAUCUCAUACUUCGUACUAUUAUUCCUCCUGCUUUCGUUUCGACCCGUUUGUUUUUUUUAAAUAAGAACAUGUUUUAUAAUCUCGGAGAUCAUGAAUCUUCAUGGACGAAGUGCGUACUGAGGUUAGAACCUCUCGCGCUGUUGCGAGCACAUUCCGUUUGAUGUGACGACCGUUGUUCUCGUCUCACGACUGAUUGUUUUCCACCUGUCAGUGACGCCUAAGGCCGCUCUAAGGCUAGACACAGUGUGUCCAUGGCAUUUGUACUCCUCUGUUCCUGAGGUUUCUGCCUUGCAUUAAAACAGAAACUUCACAAGAGGCAAGUUUAAUGAAAUAACCCACCGCAGCUUGCAUACUGAUGAUGGAAAAUGUUUAUCUGUUCAGAAGUAGGCCUACUAGGAAAGAUUCUAAUAAAAUGUGAAGUGAAACUGUG
Molecule: messenger RNA, 5442 nt
Organism: Megalobrama amblycephala (Wuchang bream)
Lineage: Eukaryota; Metazoa; Chordata; Actinopteri; Cypriniformes; Xenocyprididae
Gene: kdm4b
Product: lysine (K)-specific demethylase 4B
Exons: 22
Coding region: 169-3606 (1145 amino acids)
Biological process (GO): chromatin remodeling
Cellular component (GO): nucleus
Molecular function (GO): histone H3K9 demethylase activity
Source: RefSeq, a predicted model, not a curated record